Symphalangus syndactylus (siamang) is the source of this 5118-nucleotide messenger RNA. It is a transcript of the gene DPY19L1, whose product is annotated as dpy-19 like C-mannosyltransferase 1. Gene Ontology annotation, molecular function: mannosyltransferase activity. Gene Ontology annotation, cellular component: nuclear inner membrane. Lineage: Eukaryota; Metazoa; Chordata; Mammalia; Primates; Hylobatidae. The record is from RefSeq and is a predicted model, not a curated record.
CUCGGCGGUACUGCCAGGCAGGCAGCAGCCGCCUGGCCUCCGCGAUCUCCCCGCCUCCCGGCCCGCGGGGAGGGACGGGCCCGCCCUCCGCCCGCCCGCUGGAGAGUGAGCUGCGCCCAGCCGCCCAGCCAGCCCGCCGUUCUCCGGCCGCCGUCCGGGCGCGCGCAGCGAGCGGGCGCGACUAUGCCAAGAUGGUCCUGCAGGCGCGGAACAAGCACCGGGAGGCGGCUCCCAAGCCGCCCCAGCCGCCCCGCGCCUCGCAGUCGCCGCUGAGGGGGGCGCCGGACGUCGGCGCCGGGGAACCCGGGCCCGAGCGCGCGCCCCUGUCCCCAGGGCGCAAGGGCGCCGCUGGCAGGAAGGGGCCCCGCGCCGAGCCCGCCGCGCCGCCCGCCGGGGGCGGCCUCGGGGGGCGCCUGGCCGCCCGGCUGCGCUGGGCGCUGGGCCUGCGGCGCGCGGGGCGCGGCCGGACCUGGACCACGCUCCUGUUAGCUGUUUUUGCAGCAGUGUUGCACUGGAGCCAUAUAACACACCUCUUUGAAAAUGACCGUCAUUUUUCUCACCUCUCAACAUUGGAAAGGGAGAUGGCUUUUCGCACUGAAAUGGGACUGUAUUAUUCCUAUUUCAAGACUAUUGUGGAAGCACCCUCAUUUUUGAAUGGAGUAUGGAUGAUUAUGAAUGAUAAACUGACUGAAUACCCCCUUGUCAUUAAUACAUUAAAAAGAUUCAAUCUUUACCCUGAGGUAAUUUUGGCCAGCUGGUACCGGAUUUAUACCAAAAUAAUGGACUUGAUUGGUAUUCAAACCAAGAUAUGUUGGACGGUUACCAGAGGAGAAGGACUCAGCCCUAUUGAAAGCUGUGAAGGAUUGGGAGAUCCUGCUUGCUUUUAUGUUGCUGUAAUUUUUAUUUUAAAUGGAAUAAUGAUGGCAUUAUUCUUCAUAUAUGGCACAUAUUUAAGUGGCAGCCGAUUAGGAGGCCUGGUUACAGUGUUGUGCUUCUUUUUCAAUCAUGGAGAGUGUACCCGUGUAAUGUGGACACCACCUCUCCGUGAAAGCUUCUCAUAUCCAUUUCUUGUUCUUCAGAUGUUGCUAGUGACUCAUAUUCUCAGGGCUACAAAACUUUAUAGAGGAAGCUUGAUUGCACUCUGCAUUUCCAAUGUAUUUUUCAUGCUUCCUUGGCAGUUUGCUCAGUUUGUACUUCUUACCCAGAUUGCAUCAUUAUUUGCAGUAUAUGUUGUCGGGUACAUUGAUAUAUGUAAAUUACGGAAGAUCAUUUAUAUACACAUGAUUUCUCUUGCACUUUGUUUUGUUUUGAUGUUUGGGAACUCAAUGUUAUUAACUUCUUAUUAUGCUUCUUCUUUGGUAAUUAUUUGGGGUAUUCUGGCAAUGAAAACACAUUUCCUGAAAAUAAAUGUAUCUGAACUUAGUUUAUGGGUUAUUCAAGGAUGUUUUUGGUUAUUUGGAACUGUCAUACUUAAAUACUUGACAUCUAAAAUUUUUGGUAUUGCAGAUGAUGCUCAUAUUGGCAACUUAUUAACAUCAAAAUUCUUUAGUUAUAAGGAUUUUGAUACUUUAUUGUAUACCUGUGCAGCGGAGUUUGACUUUAUGGAAAAAGAGACUCCACUGAGAUACACAAAGACAUUAUUGCUUCCAGUUGUUCUUGUAGUGUUUAUUGCUAUUGUUAGAAAGAUUAUUAGUGAUAUGUGGGGUGUCUUAGCUAAACAACAGACACAUGUAAGAAAACAGCAGUUUGAUCAUGGAGAGCUGGUUUACCAUGCAUUGCAAUUGUUAGCAUAUACGGCCCUUGGUAUUUUAAUUAUGAGACUAAAACUCUUCUUGACACCACACAUGUGUGUUAUGGCAUCACUGAUCUGCUCAAGACAGCUAUUUGGAUGGCUCUUUUGCAAAGUACAUCCUGGUGCUGUUGUUUUUGCUAUAUUAGCAGCAAUGUCAAUACAAGGUUCAGCAAAUCUGCAAACCCAGUGGAAUAUUGUAGGGGAGUUCAGCAAUUUGCCGCAAGAAGAACUUAUAGAAUGGAUCAAAUAUAGUACUAAACCAGAUGCAGUGUUUGCAGGUGCCAUGCCCACGAUGGCAAGUGUUAAGCUCUCUGCGCUUCGACCCAUUGUGAAUCAUCCACAUUAUGAAGACGCAGGCUUGAGAGCCAGAACGAAAAUAGUAUACUCAAUGUAUAGUCGGAAAGCAGCCGAAGAAGUGAAGCGAGAACUGAUAAAGUUAAAAGUGAACUAUUACAUUCUAGAAGAGUCAUGGUGUGUAAGAAGAUCCAAGCCUGGUUGCAGUAUGCCUGAAAUUUGGGAUGUAGAAGAUCCUGUCAAUGCUGGGAAAACUCCCUUAUGUAACCUCUUGGUGAAGGAUUCCAAACCUCACUUCACCACUGUAUUCCAGAACAGUGUUUACAAAGUCCUGGAAGUUGUAAAAGAAUGACUGCUACAUGAACCGCUGCCUACGGAGAACUACAUCAGUAAUGGUUUUAAUGUUUUGCUAAGUUAUGUGUUGUUCAUAUCCCCAAAACUUUUAUAGGUAACUGUUUUCAAAUAGAAAACGUUUUAUUUGGUCAAUUUGAAUGUCAUUCUAAUUAUAAAAAUGACUUACACCUUUAUCAAUUGGUUACUAUUUCAAUGCACCCUUUAAAAUUUGCUAUGCAAAUGAGUAUAUGCUUGGACUUGACUUCAAUAUUUGUGCUAAAGUGAGCAAAGCUACCUGUAUAAAGAAAACACAAUGGGUUGUGACAAGGAUGACAUGAAAAUACAGGACAAUUCUGACAAUGUAGGGGCUGAUUUUAUAGUGUAAGAACUAUUAAUGCCCCUUGCUUCUUUUUUCUGCCUCUUGCUCUUGUCUUUUGGACAUUUCAGUGAUGAUUGUAAGUUCUUCGGUCAUGUCAGCCCCUGUCAUCAGCUUGAGUUACAGUAGAUGGGGCAGACAUGGAGUGUUUGCUAUGUAGAACUGUCUGUCUGUUUUACUUCCUUGUGCUCUUUUUGUUCUCUGUUCUCUUGUUAAUGAAGCUUUUCCUGCCCAUUAUUAAUCCAAACUCUUGGACCUUGUGGUUAGGAAAUUCCCUUAACUUCCAGCCAUGUGGCAUUAUGAUGUCUCUUUCUCUCUCUCUUCCUCUCUCUCUUGAUCUCUCUCUUCUCCUCUUCCCCACAUUUUCUGUCAAAUAAGUACUGUUUACUCAUUUAGUUGCUUAUCAAGUACUUAUUCUUGGUUUUAAAAAAAUUAAUGGUAAGUGUAUUUUUCUCAUUUUUUAGCAUUAUUCAAAUGUUUAUAUUUUAAUACCUUUAAACCACUUUAAAAUUUUUUCAUGUUUAAUCAUAGUUUUAAGAAAAACUAUUUUGAACAACCCCAAAUAUAGUGCAUCUAGAAACUAAUGUAUAUUUGAGUAGACAUCAUUUAUAGUGGAACAGUAAACUGUAGUACAUGGUAAUUUUUCUUUUACUAUUAAGAUACAAUAAAACAUGACUAAUUUUGCUGUCAAAAACGUAAAGAAUAAUGAUAAAUGGAGUUUCUAUAUUUUACUUUUAAGAUUGCCUGUCUUUAAUAAGACAAAGCCUUAAGCCUUAUGUUAUAAUUUUGGUUCUAAAAACCAUCAUUGCAGUAUAAGGAAUGAGUAUAUUUUGUCCUCCUCUUUAGUUUUUUUCUUCCUAUUUAUUUUUGUUUUGAAAAAUUUCUACACCUUCUUUGAAUUCCUUGUAUGAAUUUUUGUUUCUUAGAAGUUAAUUUGUGUGAAAUGAGAUUCUUCAAAACGAUGAAACCUCAUAGCUCUGAGAAAAGGUUUUAGGGUUUUAAAUUCUAAGCAAACCGUGACUAUGGCUGACUGACUACACAUUUAAUUAUACUGCUUCUCUUUCUUAACCACGGGCAGAUUAACCUCAUUGUGGAUUGUCCUUGAGACCUCAGUCCUCAGGCAUGGUUUCUGGUGCCCACUCCUGGAAGCCACUGUUCCCUUUCUACCUUCUUACCAGAGCCCAAGGGCAGGCCUGGUCCCGGGGAAGCAGCAGCUUGGUGACAUGAGUCAGCUGCAAAGGCUGAGGAGUGUGCCCUCAGAGAAGCACCGCCCCCAAGCCCUGCCCCAGUGCCCAGAGCUGAAGCUCCCAGGGAUGCUCCUUCCCUGGAGGCGGCCCAGGAGAGGGACUCUGGCAGUGUUCUUCAGAUUUGUGGCCACUGUUUCUCAUUUGCUGGUUGACUGUUUUUAUUUCUUAGGCUUUUGCUAGUUUUAGAAAAUGGGAAGCAGCCCAUGAUUUGUGGAUUAAAAGCAACAUUUGAGCGAUGAUGCACAACAGUCCAGGAAAAUGGGCAGUCGACACUUGAGGCUGAGGAUGGGAGUCGACAUGGACAGGGAGAGGGAGGUGCGUUCUGCUUAUCUGUGAUUGUUUCUCACCUGAGUGUGGCUGUGUACAUCCAGCAGUUACAAUUUUUAAAAAUUAUAGUUUUACAUUUAUUUUGUAUUUUUCUCACCCCCAGUAAUUUCCUUCCAAAUAAGUUCACAUGUAAUAAGUCUAAAUUCUGUAUAGGAAAAAAGCAUUAAAAAUACUAUUAUAACUUAUUCAUUUGCUGGGAACCAUUAAAAGUAGUAUAAAUUAGCUUUUUCCAGAAGGAUCCUUUUGUAGCAGUGUUUAUGAAUGUAACCCCCAGCAAAAUAUGGCUAUAUAUUAGGGGAGCCAGUUCGGAGCAGAGACCUGAAGGUCCCUGCUCACAGCACCAGCGCUGUGGAGCAUCCGCACCUUUGAUGGCAAUGCAGAUUGGUAGCAGGUUCCAUAGGCAUGACAAAACAGUAUUAAAGCUCAGUGUUUUGCAUAUUUUUAGCAUUUAAAAAUAUUUUUGCUUUAGUGUGAGGAAAGUAAGGAUGGGCAAAGAGGCAAUCAAAAUAGCUAUCGCUAUGACAUUUUCAAAAACAAAGUUGGGGCUGUAUUUCUUUAAAAAGAUAAGCCUCUAAAAAUGCUUGGCAAAAAAAAAAUAGUGUUAAAAUAGGCCAGUGAUAUUAAUGAGAAAAUGAAAGUUUGUAUCAGGAAUAAAGUGAUACUGCAUAGGAGUAUUGUAUUUUUAUGAAUUUUAUGCCAGUUGUUUACAUGUACUAUAUAUGUUAAAUAAAAAAAAUCAUGAGAAAUGA